Molecule: messenger RNA, 954 nt
Organism: Syngnathus typhle (broad-nosed pipefish)
Lineage: Eukaryota; Metazoa; Chordata; Actinopteri; Syngnathiformes; Syngnathidae
Gene: naa38
Product: N-alpha-acetyltransferase 38, NatC auxiliary subunit
Exons: 3
Coding region: 267-653 (128 amino acids)
Cellular component (GO): NatC complex
Molecular function (GO): RNA binding
Source: RefSeq, a predicted model, not a curated record
GAAGGAAGGAAGGAAAGAAGGAAAGAAGGGAUGAAGGUGAGACUAACUGGAGGGUGAAAGAAAUGUGGGUAGCUUGACGGAGGGAUGAAAUGUAAGGAUGCAUGGAAGAACGGUAGGAAGGAGGGCGCAAGAAUGAGGGAAGGAAGUGAGCAAUGAUAGGAGCAAUAAAAGAAGGGGAGGAAAGAAAAGAAAUGGGAAAGAAGGAAACUUGGUUAUGAGUGUUAUGACUACUAGUGGCCACUGGGGGUCGCUGUUGCUCGUGUAACAUGCGACAAGUACGUCCGGCAGCAAACUACAGAAGAAGAACGAGCGCUCGGAUGGCAACAAUCGAAGAAAACGGACCGUCUUGUCGUGAAGCACGUGACAUGUCCUCGGCAUCCCAGGCGAGGCAGAAACUCCAGGGCCUUUUGAACAAGAACAUGAGGAUCCGCAUGACCGACGGCCGGACCUUGGUUGGCCUUUUCCUUUGCACAGACCGGGACUGUAACAUAAUCCUCGGCUCGGCCCAGGAGUUCCUCAAAUCCAAAGAUACUUUUUCCCGGGGGGAACCCCGAGUUCUUGGCCUGGCCAUGAUACCCGGUCACCAUGUGGUGUCCAUCGAGGCCGAAGCGGACAUUCUGGACGACACGCAAGGCUUCGGAGUGAACCACUAGGGAAUGGACUAUGAAGAAUGGACUUUUGUUUUGAAAUGAAAUGAUUCGCAUUCUACAAGACUCGGAGGAAGAAUUGUCAGGCAGUACAUCUUUUACUGCAAUUGGGUGGCAACCAGUCCAGGGUGUCCCCCACCACCAUCACCAAGCCAUCUGGGAUUGGCUUCAACUCGCUCUUUAUAUACGACACAUCAGUAAACCAUUUUUUUUCUUUUAAUGUUGUUGAGCUCUGCAUCAGAUUGACAAUGCAAGGACACAAACAAAACAAAACAAACUCAAUAAAUAAUAAGCUCUCUUCCUUAAA